CACACACACAGAGAGAGAGACUGAAACCCAGAAGUUAAAGAAAAGAAGUCUGGUUUAGAGCAGCAAAUAAUCAAGAUGAAGACUUCUGCCAAACAAAUGUAAAGGAGUACCCAUGGAUAUCAGUGAAGAGGAGUCGGCCCCUCUGAUGAUCAGAGACCGGGGAGGCAGCCAGAGGUCCAGUUCGAGCACUGGUCCCGGUUUACAAGUACACCUCCACUUCAUCCCUGGCACAAAGGAGGCAACGGCAAUACAGAUUUCGUCUGGCCACAUCUCUGCUGAAGAUGUCUGCAUCCAAGCAGGAAAAAAAUGUGGAAUCUUACCCGUGUACCUAAGUCUUUUUGGGUUGGCAUCUUCUGAUCUCUCAUUUUGGUAUCCUCCAUCGCACAUGUUCAACACAGAUGAAAACUUAAAAGUCCACUUUAGAGUCAGGUUUUUCUUUGGAAACUGGCUUGGGCAAGGAUUAAGAACGUCGUACCGCUACGGUCUGACCAGAGAUGGAAUCAGUCCAGUGCUUGACUGCAGUGUCAUUGACUAUCUAUUUGCUCAGUUGCGAAGUGACUUUAUUGCUAGCGAGGCAGGAGUUUCCCCACCUUUGAGCACUCAAGAGGAAUGCCUCGGCCUUGCAGUACUGGACUUGUGGAGGAUGGCUAAUGAGCGCCAUCAGACUGUUAGAGAGCUCUGCAAGACUGUCAGCUACAAAUCGUGCCUACCUGAGUCACAUCGCCAAGACAUCCAGAAACGAAACCGUCUGGAUCGUUAUCGAAUCAGAAACACCCUCAAGCGUUUCUUAAAGAAGCUUGCAAGCUGCUCUGUGGAUGAAUGCAGCUUGAAACUCAAAUACCUGAUUGAACUGGCUGGCAUCGUGCCUUAUCUUGGAAGCGAAACCUUCAAAGUGGAUCCUUCUAGCUCCCCUUCAGCUUUCAGUCUCAUGCGAGUGACUGGGGAAACUGGAAUUGAAACUGGUGGAAGCUGUCAUCCUGAUAGUUCCCUGGAGUGGCAGACCUUCUGUGAUUUCCAAGAAAUCAUUGACAUCAGUAUAAAGAGGGUGUGUCAUGAGCAGGUUCUCCAAGAAAGCAGGAUGGUGACAAUAACCCGCAAGGAUGAUGUAUGCUUGGAAGCCAAGUUCAAGGGUCUAAAAGAAGCACUUUCAUUUGUGUCACUUGUCGAUGGCUACUUCAGACUGACCACAGACUCUAGCAACUACUUCUGCCAAGACAUUGCUCCCCCAAGUAUACUGGAGGGUAUAAAAAACCAUUGUCACGGCCCAAUCACAUCUGAGUUUGCAGUCCACAAACUGAAAAAAUCGGGAUUUAAAGGCGGCACAUUCCUUGUCCGGCAGAGUCCGCAGAACUAUGACAGCUUCUUCCUCACUGUGUGUGUUCAGACCCCACUUGGACUUGAUUAUAAAGACUGCCUCAUUAUAAAGAAUGAGCACUACAGUCUUCCUGGUGUCCAGAAAACAUUUUCCAGCUUGACAGAGCUCACCAGCUAUUACCAGCACACAAAGCUGCUGCUGGCUGAAGUACCUGUCAAGUUGACCCGCUGCUGUCCGCCCCGACCCAAAGAGCUCACAAAUCUCAUCAUCAUACGCAGCAGCGAAGCUGUGGAAACUCAAGGGUCCCCAGCACUUGAAAGGAACAAAUUCAGUCAUAUCCAGUUCCACAUGAUCAGAUAUGAAGACCUGAAAUGGGGGGAAAGCCUGGGACAGGGAUCCUUCACACGAAUUUUUGUAGGCUACAAAACAGACGUUCAUGACGGGGAGAAACACGUGACAGAAGUCCUACUGAAAGAGCUUGACGCUGCUCACAAGAAUUGCUGGGAGUCAUUCUUUGAAGCUGCCAGCUUGAUGAGUCAGAUUUCCCACAAACAUCUCCUCCUUGUUUACGGUAUUAGUGUUCACGGAGUAAAAAACAUCAUGGUGCAGGAGUUUGUCAAGUACGGCGCCCUCGACCUUUACUUGAAGAGAAGGAAAUCUUUGUCAGUGAGCUGGAAACUCGAUGUAGCCAAACAGCUCGCGUCUGCCCUCAACUUUCUGGAAGAGAAAAACAUCGUUCAUGGAAAUAUCUGUGCCAAAAAUCUACUGCUGGCCAGAGAAGGUGAACCAUCAAAGGGCAGCUCCCCUUUCAUCAAGCUGAGCGACCCGGGCAUCAGUGUGGCCAUGCUAGGCAAGGAUGUUAUUCUGGACAGAAUCCCCUGGGUGGCCCCUGAGGUGCUGGAGGUCCCAGACAACCUGACCCUGGAGUGUGAUAAGUGGAGCUUUGGUGCCACUAUAUGGGAGAUCUUCAACAAUGGGAACACUCCACUGCAAGGCUUGGACCUGAAAGGGAAAUUGCAGUUUUAUGAGGAGUUCCAGCAGCUGCCUCCCUCCCAGUGGAUGGAGCUAGCUGAUCUCAUCAGUCAGUGUAUGCACUACCAGGCAGCCUUCAGACCUUCUUGUCGCUGUAUUAUCCGUCAACUCAACAGUCUGAUCACUUCAGACUAUGUAAUACUCCAUUCCACUGAGCCCGUCACACAGAGCCCUGUGUGGAGAUCCCUCAACCCUCAGCAAAACCAGACAUUGUUUGAGGAGAGACACCUACGCUACAUCUCCCCCCUGGGAAAAGGAAACUUUGGCAGUGUUGAACUUUGCCGUUACGACCCGCUGGGUGAUAACACGGGCGAGCUGGUCGCUGUGAAGAGGCUGCAGCCCAACAAGCAGUCAACCAAGGAGGACUUCCAGAAGGAGGUCAACACCCUCGGCGUCUUGCACUGCGACUACAUCGUCAAAUACAGAGGAGUCUGCUACAGCAUGGGUCGCCUCAGUAUGAGCUUGGUGAUGGAGUACCUGCCCUACGGCAGCCUUAUUGGCUACUUGGAGAAUAACCGACAUAAUGUCAGCACCAGGCGGAUGCUGCUCUUUGCUUCUCAGAUCUGUAAGGGGAUGGAGUACCUGCAGACCCUGCGUUAUGUGCACCGAGACCUCGCAGCCAGAAAUAUCCUUGUGGCCAGUGAGUCGCUGGUGAAAAUCGCUGAUUUUGGGCUGACCAAGAUUAUUCCUUUUGACAAGGAGUACUACCGGGUCACCCAGCCUGGCGAGAGCCCCAUCUUCUGGUACGCCCCAGAGUCCAUCACUGAGUCCAUAUUCUCCCACAAAUCAGAUGUCUGGAGUUUUGGAGUUGUUCUUCAUGAGCUCUUCUCCUACUGCAACAUGAACUGCAACCCAAAAAGACUGUGCAUGCAGGAGAUUGGACACAACGUGCAGGGUCCAUCCAUUUCAAUGCAUCUGGCAAAUAUUCUGAAGAAUAACUGGAGGUUGCCAGCUCCUCCACUCUGCCCACCCCAGGUGUACAGUUUGAUGAAGCAGUGCUGGGUGUACAACUUCGACGAGCGGCCGUGUUUCUCCAGCCUGGGAAACCAAAUUGAAACUAUCAUGCAGGAUGACAGAGAGAACCCUAAAGGCUGACGAGGAACCUUGUUGCCGCUCACAGUUGAACUCAGUAUGAAAUGACACAGUGUCAUUCACUGUCCACAUGGAAAGUUUACACAGUUAACAAAGGUGCAGUUAUAGAUGCAGUUGACAUGCAGUCAUAUAAGUGUUCACAUAUAAACUUGUUAUCAACAAAUAAUAGAACAUUUACCAAAAGCAGGUGGAAAAUAAAAGUGACCCUGAUGAAACUCCAGUUCUAUACAUGCGUAGAUUAUUGAAGGGCGUUACACACUCUCCCUCUGGACAAACACAUCAGCCAAGGACAAGUUAUUAAUCGUCUAAGAACAUAUUGUGGUACAUUUCAUCAUAUUUUCCUAUGUCAAAUAAAUACAAAUCUUCACACACAAUACGUGGACAAGCUGAACACUGCUUUAAUGCUCAGUUCUCGCAUUUCUACAUGUGGUGCAAGACAAAAGUUGUUUGGGAAUAACAUUUCAACAAUAUUUAACAAUAUAUAGCUAUAGCUUAACUUAACAAUAUUUAACUAGAACUCUCUCUCAUGCCAGGAUUAUGACUUAAUAAAAUACUUGUUAAUUCAGGAAAUGCAAAGUACAAUGCAAAGGGCACCGUGAAACAUUUGUAUAAUAGAAAACUUUUAUGACUUUAUAUAUGGCUGUGUCUAAAGGGUUCAACGAAUUAAAGAAACUGAAGAAAGGUUUUAAGCUUUGUGUUGGAAAUGUAUAAACAAAAAAUAGAUUUUGCAUCUAAUAUUUUACUUUUAUUUUCUCUUUUAUAGUGUGGUAGUGCUGUGUUGCAGGGAAAAAUGUGUUGUGUUUUGUAUUCAUUCAUAUUUGCAUCCUUUGCCAUGUUUGAAAUAAAACAAUGUUGUUGCAGUAGCUUUUCUAAAUAUUUACUGACAUAUCUGAACUCAGUUCUCUGAAAUCCCUGAAGCACUGAAGGGUCUAAAAUACAUGGCUUAAAAAAAUGAAUGAAUAAAUAAUUUGCAUUCAUACAAAAUGUAUCUACAAGGGUUUUAUCAAAAAAAUUGUGAAACAGUUCUUAAAUCAAAGGCA
This is a messenger RNA of Xiphias gladius (swordfish), 4479 nucleotides long. RefSeq names its product Janus kinase 3 (a protein tyrosine kinase, leukocyte) (gene jak3). Gene Ontology annotation, biological process: hemopoiesis; cell differentiation; cell surface receptor signaling pathway via JAK-STAT. Gene Ontology annotation, cellular component: cytoskeleton; cytosol; membrane. The transcript has 24 exons. Lineage: Eukaryota; Metazoa; Chordata; Actinopteri; Istiophoriformes; Xiphiidae. Gene Ontology annotation, molecular function: non-membrane spanning protein tyrosine kinase activity; ATP binding; cytokine receptor binding. The coding region runs from base 113 to 3442 and encodes 1109 amino acids. The record is from RefSeq and is a predicted model, not a curated record.